GAAAUUUCACGUAAUAACUCAAAAUUAAUUGAGGAAAAUGAAAAAAUUUUACGUAUUAAUAAUGAUUUAAAAGAAAAAUUUCAAAAUAUAAAUGAACAAUUUGAAAAACUUCAAAAAGAUUUAAAUUUAGAAAAACAAAAAAAUAAAGAAAUUCAACGACUUGAAGUAAUUUCUCAAAAUUUAGAAAAAAAUUUAAAAAUAUUGGAAGUUGACGAAAUUGAUAUUAAUACUAUCAAUGCUUUUAAAGAAAAUAAUGAACAAAAAAAUUGUAAUAUUAACAAUAAUUCAACAACCUUCGCUUCAAAUUGUAGUAAAGGUAUGUGAAUAUUAGAAUUGUGGUCGGAUUAGAUUUUGGAGUAACAUAUUCUGGAUUCUCUUAUUGUCAUGUUAAUAAUCAAAAUAUA
Rhizophagus irregularis DAOM 181602=DAOM 197198 is the source of this 404-nucleotide messenger RNA. NCBI's taxonomy places the organism in Eukaryota, Fungi, Glomeromycota, Glomeromycetes, Glomerales, Glomeraceae. The record is from RefSeq and is a predicted model, not a curated record.